ACAAUGGUUUUUAAGUUCGUUACAUACAUAUAAAACUAACCAUCAAGUUUUUAUUGUCAAAAUUGUCCAGCACUAACAAACCCGGCGAAGCUCUCUAUUUUCGUUUGUACGUCUUAUGCCUGAUCAAUCAGCAUUGGACCUAUAAACGGAAAAUAUACAGUUUCUUCGGGGCGUUUGUAAAAUACCAUGUGUUCGAGUCACUAAAUGCUUCACUAUUGCAACAAUCCCACAUACGACUCGUCGAAAUUCCUUUGGACCAUGUGCAUGCAAGUUAAACGGUUUGGAUGCGGAGUUCCAGUUCCCAGUUCCUGCUGUAAGACCAACUCUUGCUGUAAACCCAGCUCUCGCUGCAACUCCAGACCAUGUGGAUCUUGUGGACCGUGCUCAAAUGGCUGUGCUACCUGCUGUACCUCCUGCUGUGGGAUAUUCCCCGAAACAUGCUGCGGUCCGUGGUGUGAGUCCUGUCUGGAUCCCGCCUGGUUCUCCUGGCUGUCCCCCAAUCUCUGCCGAGCCUGCUGUUGUGCUUGCAUGCCACUUUGUCGGAAAAAGUGCUGCUGAGAACUCGAUAUUGGGUAAAAUCGGUUCAUAGAAAUAAAGUUCGUUGUUAACCAUUGGAUUUAUUAUAUUUUAA
This is a messenger RNA of Drosophila elegans, 631 nucleotides long. RefSeq names its product keratin-associated protein 5-5. NCBI's taxonomy places the organism in Eukaryota, Metazoa, Arthropoda, Insecta, Diptera, Drosophilidae. The record is from RefSeq and is a predicted model, not a curated record. Bases 205 to 558 code for a protein of 117 amino acids. The transcript has 2 exons.